AUUGCAUAGACGGUUGAAUGGGGAAGAUCGCAACCUUCUCAACGCCACUCCUCUUCCAAUCAAAGCCCCUCUGCUGCUCUCUCCUCUUCCUCACCUCCUCUCUCCUCCUGGCCGCCCAUUUCACCUUCUCCGCCACCAAAUGCCUCUUCCGCUCCUCCCCCUUCGACCCUCUUCAGGGCCCCCUCUUCUCCUACCCUUCCUCCUACGCCCAGCACAAGCACUCCAUCCCCACCACCCGCUCCUCCUGCUCCUCCCCCGUCCCCUUCUCCGAUUAUUGGCUGGUUUCCGAUCAAAUCAAUUCUCUCCUCACACCGCCAUCACAGCCUCCGCCGUCUCUGAAAUUUCUGCAGAGAAACGCCUCCACCUUUGGAGGGAAUCUCACCUUUCCCGAGAGGCUCCCUUAUCUCAACAAUCCCGAUGAUCAUGGACUCGAAAUCCCAUGUGGAUUCUUCAAAAACUUCCCAAUUUCCAGCUCCGAUCGAGAGGCGAUGGAGAAUUGCAAAGGGGUGGUGGUGGUCUCCGCCAUAUUCAACGACCACGACAAAAUCCGGCAGCCGGUGGGCCUUGGAUCCAAAACCUUGGGCCUCGUUUGCUUCUUCUUGUUCGUGGACGACGAAACCCUCGAUCGACUGCACCUGCACAACCUAAUCACGCCGCAGAAAUCAUCCAAGAAGCUCAAGAUUGGGGCGUGGACGGUGGUUAGGGUUUCGAGUGAGGAGUUGUACGAGAAUCCGGCAAUGAACGGCGUUAUACCAAAGUACUUACUCCACCGCCUCUUCCCGAAUUCAAAAUACAGCAUUUGGAUUGAUGCCAAGCUGCAGUUGGUGGUGGACCCGCUUCUCUUGAUUCAUUCACUUGUGAUCAAGGAUGGUUUUGACAUGGCUGUCUCCAAACACCCCUUUUUCUUGCACACCAUGGAGGAGGCCGCCGCGACGGCGCGGUGGAGGAAAUGGUGGGAUGUCAGUGGGAUCAUAGCUCAGAUGGAGAGUUACUGUGAGCAUGGUUUGCUGCCAUGGAAUUCAGACAAGCCUUAUCCCUCAGAUGUGCCAGAUAGUGCUUUGAUCUUGAGGAAACACAGUGUCCCAACAAAUCUGUUUUCAUGCCUAAUAUUCAAUGAGUUGGAAGGAUUCAACCCAAGAGAUCAACUCCCCUUUGCAUUUGUGAGGGACAAUAUGAGGCCAAAACUGAGGCUUAACAUGUUUGAGGUGGAAGUGUUUGAACAGAUUGCUAUUGAAUAUAGACACAACACCAAAAACCAACAUGGUGGUGGUGGGGCCAAUGUAAUGGGUUCCAGAAACUGGGGUUACAACUCAGCUUUAUUUGCCAAUGGUACACAUGGGAAAUGUGAGGGGUAUCUUUUAGAUAUGUGGGGUGAAGUGGAAUCCCCAUGACUGAACUAAGUUUUAAUCUGUUUCAACCAAUUUUUUUUGUCUCUUGUCAAUCUUUACACAGAAUCAUCAAGGUAGAAACCAAUCAACCAAGAAUAUCCUAACAGAAAAGCUGACAAAAGGUGGAAUUGAUUAGCAGUGGUGUUUGAUUUACUGGGAACAGGCCAAUCAUAUGUUGAUUGUUCUAAUAUGUUGUUGGGGCUUUAGUUUUAAUGAAUUCAGUUGUUUGAUAGUUUCUUUGUAUUUUACACAUGAUUAAUAUUUGUAUAGUACAAUACUCUAGACGAAAUAAUCAAAAUGUUAUCAUUUAAAUAAAUUUGAUGAC
Molecule: messenger RNA, 1713 nt
Organism: Salvia splendens (bonfire salvia)
Lineage: Eukaryota; Viridiplantae; Streptophyta; Magnoliopsida; Lamiales; Lamiaceae
Product: probable hexosyltransferase MUCI70
Exons: 4
Coding region: 18-1391 (457 amino acids)
Source: RefSeq, a predicted model, not a curated record